Echinops telfairi (small Madagascar hedgehog) is the source of this 966-nucleotide messenger RNA. It is a transcript of the gene INCA1, whose product is annotated as inhibitor of CDK, cyclin A1 interacting protein 1. The coding region runs from base 51 to 701 and encodes 216 amino acids. Gene Ontology annotation, biological process: negative regulation of cell population proliferation; negative regulation of cyclin-dependent protein serine/threonine kinase activity. NCBI's taxonomy places the organism in Eukaryota, Metazoa, Chordata, Mammalia, Afrosoricida, Tenrecidae. The record is from RefSeq and is a predicted model, not a curated record. The transcript is spliced from 7 exons. Gene Ontology annotation, cellular component: cytoplasm. Gene Ontology annotation, molecular function: cyclin-dependent protein serine/threonine kinase inhibitor activity; cyclin binding.
GGGCCGGCUGGGCUCGUCGUUCUAGAACUCGCCGCGCAGCCGCCUCAGCCAUGGAGGAGACGGUCCAGCCACUCCGUCCAGUCAUGCAGGUACAGGAAGAUGGAGACUACAUUAUCCCUUUUGCCAAGUGUUCCAGGGUGGUCAGUCGAUCGCCACUACUCAGCUCACCUGCUCAGAGCCUCAGAAUGACGCCUCAGCGCUAUGGAGACAUCUUCUGGGAGAACCUUAGUAAAAGGCCCAGCCCCAUCUGGACGGAGGAACGGUGCUUUCCACCUGUGCUGCCACAGGUCGGCUUGUACCCUCCGGAGGGACUCCCACCCCCUGAGAUGCUUUGCAGAAGAAAGAAAAGGAAGCCUCAUUCCACAGGAGUCCAGCAGGGACCUGGGGGUGUCCCAGCCCGGGUGAGGGCUGUGACUUAUCACCUGGAGGAUCUCCGGCGGCGCCAGGGAAUCAUAGAUGAACUGAAGAAGGCCCAGUGGGGCAGCUCCGGGGCACCAUCUGAGUCCCUUGUGCUUGGUGACGAGGGCCCAGGCUUCCUGGACACCGCCAAGGGCCUUGGUCUGGAAGAGGAGAGGGCAGUAGGUCUGCGGGAAGUCGGCCAUCCCCUCACUUCUGGUGGGGCCCAGCUGCUUUGGUCUCCCUGGAGUCCCCGGGGCCAGGAGUCUUGCCUCUACAGGGGACAGCGCUCCCUGCCCUCCUAAAGCCUGGCCACAGCCACAAGACCCCUGUUCAGGCCCUGGGAGAUGGAAUUUGGGUCUGAGGAGUAAGGAGAGUGUCCAGGGCCCAAGGUAGCUCUGCUACCUCCUGGAUACCAGCCUAGCUCCCCGUUUCUGACGUCCAGGUCUUUUCCAGCUUCCUUGGUCACCGUUGGGCGUAGGCAUUAGCAGCCCACCCCUGCCCAGGAGCGCCCCCAGGGCCGCCCCUGGUAUCGUGCUUUCUUCUCGGUUCUGUUAUUAAAAGCAAGCA